AUGCGGCCACCACCUCGAAUCCCAGCCGCCCCCGCUGCGGACCUUCUUUGCCUUGCUCCUGGGCCAAUUCGACGCGAGCUGAGACGACGACGAUGGCUCUCGUCCGCCACGAGCUUGCAUGCCCCGAGGCCCGUCAGCCUCCAGCCGCUGGCCGGAGCAGGUUUCUUUCUGUCCAAUCGGCUGUUUGAGAGAUCUGGCUGUCUCGAAUCACUCGUCGCAGCUCGUCGAUCUCGGGCGACCUCAUCGUACUCGGCCACGACGACGACGGCCGACGCGCCGCCCGCUCCGACCGAGCUCCCUCCCCAUCGUCGGCGACGCGCUCAGAAACAGGCAGAAGCCGGGUUGCGGUACCCCGACUCAAGCCUCCCCGCCAAUGCCUCGACGACGCUGGCGAACCUCGCGGCGGCCCAACCCGCCAACUCCCUGCGACGCAUCCUUCCGACCCUCUUCUCCCUCUCGAAGCCGCGGCUUACCGUCCUCGUCGUCCUGACAGCCAUGGCCCCUUACGCCCUCUACCCAGUUCCCGAGAUGCUGACGCCGCCGAUGACCGACACGCCGAGCCUGAGCCCGCUAACGCUGCUCUUCCUCACCACCGGCACCGCCCUCUGCUCGGCGAGUGCCAACGCGCUCAACAUGCUUUACGAACCCUCGACCGACGCCAAAAUGUCACGGACGAGAAACCGGCCGCUCGUGCGAAAGUUAAUUUCCACCCGAAGCGCCGCCCUCUUCGCCAUGCUCGCCGGCGCCGCUGGUGUCUGCGCCUUGUUCUAUGGCGUGAACCCGACCGUCUCGUUCCUCGGCCUGUCCAACAUCGUCCUGUACGCCGGAAUAUACACGCCUCUGAAGGCGGUAACUGCCUUCAAUACCUGGGUAGGCGCCGUCGUCGGUGGCAUACCCCCUCUCAUGGGUUGGGCAGCCGCAGCUGGCGAGGCGGCGACCAAUGAUGGCUCAUGGAGGGAGUUGCUCUUCGCCGCCGACGGCUCAUCCGCAGGUGGUUGGCUCAUGGCCGCCCUGCUCUUUGCCUGGCAAUUCCCUCACUUCAUGGCCCUCAGCUGGGGCAUCCGCGAGGAGUACAAGGCUGCCGGCCUGCGCAUGCUCGCCUGGACGAAUCCGGCCCGGAACUCGCGCGUUGCCCUGCGCUACAGCCUCGUUUUCAUCCCCAUCUGCCUCGGUCUCUGUGCCGCUGGCGUGACGGAGCCGGUCUUUGCGCUGACGAGCUUGCCCAUCAAUCUGUGGCUCGUACGGGAGGCCGUGCGCUUCUGGCGGUACGAAGGCCACAAAGGCAGCGCGCGGGGACUCUUUUGGGCCACCGUCUGGCACCUCCCCGGCGUCAUGAUCCUCGCACUUUUGCACAAGAAAGGCAUGUGGAGCAGAGCCUGGAAGAGCGCGUUUGGCACCCCCGACGACGACGGCAUGUGGGAAGAGGAAGAGUUGGAGGAGAUGGCGACCAUGACGGCAGCCAGGGUGGCCGAAACGGCCGUCAAGCCGUGA
This is a messenger RNA of Drechmeria coniospora, 1491 nucleotides long. RefSeq names its product protoheme IX farnesyltransferase. Gene Ontology annotation, biological process: heme biosynthetic process. Gene Ontology annotation, molecular function: protoheme IX farnesyltransferase activity. The record is from RefSeq and is a predicted model, not a curated record. Lineage: Eukaryota; Fungi; Ascomycota; Sordariomycetes; Hypocreales; Ophiocordycipitaceae. Bases 1 to 1491 code for a protein of 496 amino acids. Gene Ontology annotation, cellular component: mitochondrial membrane; mitochondrion. The transcript has a single exon.